Messenger RNA from Acyrthosiphon pisum (pea aphid), 1785 nucleotides. RefSeq lists its product as uncharacterized. The transcript has a single exon. Gene Ontology annotation, molecular function: zinc ion binding; nucleic acid binding. NCBI's taxonomy places the organism in Eukaryota, Metazoa, Arthropoda, Insecta, Hemiptera, Aphididae. Bases 1 to 1785 code for a protein of 594 amino acids. The record is from RefSeq and is a predicted model, not a curated record.
AUGACGAACGGCCAGAAUAGUAGUAACGCCCAAGGCGGGAAUGAGGGUACUACUGUACAGCAAGUCCAAAUGUAUGGUACUAUGGGGACUUUGGCGGAGUUCAGAAUCGAUGGCGACUGGAAUGUGUACCAGGAGCGGAUGGAGCAAUUUUUUCUGGCAAAUGGAAUUCCUGAAGAACGUAAAGUGCCUUUACUAAUAACAUGCAUGGGCGAACAAGCAUAUAAGAUGCUUAAGGAUCUAUGUGAUCCGGUGAAGCCAGCUGAGAGUACGUAUGAGCAACUAUGCACGGUACUGACUAGGCAGUUUGCAAAAAAAGUAUCGGUUUAUAGAAAAAGAGAGGAGUUUUAUAAUCUAAGACAGAAUACUAAUGAGUCCGUAACAGAGUGGUACGCAAAAAUGAAAAAUUUUGCAGCUCAAUGUAGUUUUGGAUCAAAUUUGAUACCAGCACUAAAAGAUAAAUUCACUACUGGGAUGAAGGAUGGUCCAAUCAAAGAUCGUUUGUAUGAAGAAGAAACGACCAAGGAUUUGAGUGAGUUUGUGGAAAUUGCAAUGAAGGAAGCAGCCGCAAUCAAAACAACUAACAUCGAUGUGCAUUCGAUUGGGAAAAGCAGGGAAGGAGCUAAGAAGAAAAAUGGUUAUGGUUCGCAAAAGAAACUAUCAACAACGAUGGGAGGCGAGAAGACUUCGAAGAAAAACUAUGAUAAAGCUUGUUAUGUAUGUGGCCUGACAAAUCACAAAUUUUCAGAAUGUAAGUAUAAACAAUAUAAAUGUAAAAAUUGUAAUACGGUAGGGCAUUUGGCAAAAGUGUGUAAAACAGUUAAGAAUCAUUUUGUGGAAGUUGAGGAGAAUAAAGUUAUGGAAAUGUUUCAAGUUGAGGUUAAAAGUGAAAAUAACUGCGGAUUAAGUCCUGUAAUGAUAAUGGUAAAAAUUGAAAAUGUAUCAAUUGAAAUGGAAGUUGAUUCAGGUGCAGGUAUAUCAAUAUUACCUGUAGAAAUUGUGAAAGAGAAGUUACCUCAUAUACACAUAAAUUCUACGGUGUUAAAGCUAAGAACGUAUGAUGGUUCAAUUAUUAAACCAACAGGAGAAAUUGAAGGAAAAUUGAAGUAUGGUGAAAGAGAGUUAUAUGGUAAAUUAUUAGUAGUAAAAAAAGGACAUAGAGCUCUGGUAGGUAGAGAUUUAAUGAAAAAAAUAGGAAUAACGAUUAUGGGUAUUUCAAAGAUUGAAGUUGAAAGCACAAAUAAGAAUAAUAAAUUAGAGUUACUAAUGAAUGAAUUUGAGGAAUUAUUUGAGGAAAAAGUUGGUAAAUAUGAAUAUGAAAAAGUGACAUUGAAAGUUAAAGAAGGAUGUACACCUAUAUUUUGUAAACCAAGACCAAUACCGUUUGCUUUUAAAAAAAAAGUUGAGGAAGAGUUGGAUAGGUUAGAAAAGGAGGAUAUAAUACAGAAAGUUGAGACUAGUGAAUGGGGUACUCCACUUGUACCUGUGAUUAAACCAGAUGGAUCUAUUAGAUUAUGUGCAGAUUAUAAGACUACGGUCAAUAAAUAUUUAGUAAAUAUUAAUCAUCCAUUACCAAGAGUAGAAGAAGUUUUUGUGGCGUUACAAGGAGGUAAAACAUUCUCUAAAUUAGAUUUUUUGAAUGCUUAUAACCAGUUAGAGUUAUGUGAAAAUACACAAAAACUAUUAGCUUGGAGUACAAGUAAAGGUAUUUAUAUAGUAAAAAGAUUACCUUUCGGUACCAAACCAGCUUGUUCAAAGUUUCAGAGUGUUUUGAAAAAGUAUUGUUAG